Messenger RNA from Anolis carolinensis (green anole), 6194 nucleotides. It is a transcript of the gene acap3, whose product is annotated as ArfGAP with coiled-coil, ankyrin repeat and PH domains 3. Bases 196 to 2823 code for a protein of 875 amino acids. Gene Ontology annotation, cellular component: cytoplasm. The transcript is spliced from 26 exons. The record is from RefSeq and is a predicted model, not a curated record. Gene Ontology annotation, molecular function: GTPase activator activity; protein binding. Lineage: Eukaryota; Metazoa; Chordata; Lepidosauria; Squamata; Anolidae.
UCCCCAUCCCAGGCCAAGCCUUGCAGGCGCUGCAUCCUCUCUGCUGCCUGCAUCCUCCUCCUCCUCCUCCUCCCGCCUUCCCGGCACAUCUCUCCUUGCCCGCUGGACCCUUUUGCUAGCCAAGGGGCUGCUUUCCCGGAGAGGAUGACCCUCCCAGGGCUGUGAGUGCUUCCUCGGCUCCGGAUCGGGUGCAAGAUGACGGUGGAAUUCGAGGAGUGCAUCAAGGACUCGCCCCGAUUCCGGGCGACCAUCGAUGAAGUGGAAACAGAUGUGGUGGAAAUCGAAGCCAAGCUUGACAAGCUGGUGAAGCUAUGCAGCAACAUGAUCGAGGCCGGCAAGGCCUACAUCAUCACCAACAAGCAGUUUGUCAGCGGGGUCCGAGACCUGUCUCAGCAAUGCAAGAAGGACGAAAUGAUUUCGGAAUGCCUGGACAAGUUUGGAGACAGCCUUCAAGAGAUGGUCAACUAUCACAUGAUCCUUUUUGACCAAGCGCAGAGGUCCGUUCGGCAGCAACUGCACAAUUUCGUGAAAGAUGAUGUCCGGAAAUUCAAGGAGACCAAGAAGCAGUUCGACAAAGUGCGGGAGGACAUGGAGAUCGCCUUGGUCAAGAAUGCCCAGGCGCCGCGGCACAAGCCCCACGAGGUGGAAGAGGCCACCGGGACCCUGACCAUCACCAGGAAGUGCUUCCGGCACUUGGCCCUCGACUACGUCUUGCAGAUCAACGUCCUCCAGGCCAAGAAGAAAUUUGAAAUUCUGGAUGCGAUGCUGUCCUUUAUGCAUGCCCAAUAUACCUUUUUCCAGCAAGGCUACAGCCUCCUACACGAAUUGGACCCGUAUAUGAAGAAAUUGGCUUCGGAGCUCGACCAGUUGGUGAUCGACUCUGCAGUGGAGAAGCGGGAAAUGGAGCACAAGCAUGCGCUGAUCCAGCAGCGGACAUUAUUGCAGGAUUUCUCUUACGAUGACUCCAAAGUGGAAUUCAACGUCGACGCCCCCAACGGGGUGGUGAUGGAAGGCUACCUCUUCAAAAGGGCAAGCAACGCUUUCAAAACCUGGAACCGGAGGUGGUUCUCCAUACAGAACAGCCAGCUGGUCUACCAGAAGAAGCUAAAGGAUGUCCUCACGGUGGUGGUCGAAGACCUCCGGCUUUGUACCGUCAAGCCCUGUGAAGAUAUCGAGAGGAGGUUCUGCUUUGAAGUUGUGUCUCCCACUAAAAGCUGCAUGCUUCAGGCCGAUUCGGAGAAAUUACGUCAGGCGUGGAUCCAGGCGGUUCAAGCGAGCAUCGCCUCUGCGUACCGAGAGAGCCCUGACAGCUGCUACAUCGAAAGACUGGACCGGACGGCUUCUCCUUCCACCAGCAGCAUUGACUCUGCGACGGACUCCCGGGAUCGCAGCGCCAAAGGGGAGACCAUCCUGCAGCGGGUGCAGAGCAUCCCAGGGAACGACCAGUGCUGCGACUGCGGCCAAGCCGAUCCCCGGUGGGCCAGCAUCAACUUGGGCAUCUUACUAUGCAUCGAAUGUUCAGGGAUACACAGGAGUUUGGGGGUGCACUGCUCCAAAGUGCGGUCGCUCACUCUGGAUUCCUGGGAGCCAGAAUUGCUGAAGCUGAUGUGUGAGCUGGGCAAUGCCACCAUGAACCAGAUCUACGAGGCACAAUGUGAGGAAAUGGGACUCAAGAAGCCCAGCGCGGGCAGCUCCAGGCAAGACAAAGAAGCUUGGAUUAAAGUCAAAUAUGUGGAGAAGAAGUUCCUGAAGAAGCUGCCGUCUGGGGAAGCCUUGGCCGAGAACGAGAGGAAGCCGCGGCGGUGGAGCGUCAAGAAGUGCCAACGGCGCAACAGCUCCACGAAAGCUCCCACGGCGCGGAGGAAGUACCGGCACGAGGCGGGAAACGCAUCGCCGGCGGCACACUCUUCGGCUGCCACCCUGGAGCGGAAAUUCCGGCGCGAUUCCCUCUUCUGUCCCGAUGAGCUGGACUCCCUUUUCUCCUACUUCGACACGGGAGCUGGAGCCGGGCCACGCAGUGGUAACCACGUCUCGGUGCCACAGCCCCUGGCCGCCAGCCCACGGAGCGACAGUGGCCACGGUCCUGCUGGGAGCGGUUCACCAUUCCUUCUGGAUGGAGGUCUAAGCAGUGACAGUGGACUGGGCGGCAGCACAGACGGGAGCAGUGACGUCCUGGUGUUUGGCUCAGUGGUGGACAGCGUCACGGAGGAAGAGUGUGAAGUUUCAGAAGAAUCCAGCGGAGAAGCGGAAAUCGAGCACGAGGCCUCCGACUUGGAGGACCUGCGGGAGCUGCACCCGGGCCUCUUGGUGUACAAGGCUUCGCGGGCCAGGAACCUGCCCAUCAUGGCGGAGGCCUUGGCCCAUGGGGCGGACGUCAACUGGGUGAACGAUGAGGACGAGAACAAGACCCCCUUGAUCCAAGCUGUCAUGGGGGGCUCCUUGAUAGCUUGCGAAUUCUUGCUCCAGAACGGAGCAGACGUUAACCAAAGAGAUAUCCGAGGGAGAGCGCCUCUGCAUCAUGCCACGUAUUUGGGCCACACCGGCCAAGUCUGCUUGUUCCUAAAAAGAGGAGCCAACCAACACGCGGUUGAUGAAGACGGGCAGGACCCUCUCAGCAUCGCGGUCCAAGCUGCUAACGCAGACAUUGUUACCUUGUUGCGUCUGGCCCGAAUGAACGAAGAGAUGCGAGAAGCCGAGGGUCCUUUUGGUCAUCCAGGAGAUGCCACCUACCUUGACAUUUUCCGGGAAUUUUCUCACAUGGCGUCAAAUAAUCCGGAGAAACUCAACCAUCGAAGCCUGCAUUUCGGACACUCCUACAGAUAGCCGCGGGCAUCUUGGUUGCUUUCUCACAAUUGUGGAUCCUUCCAGCUUUGGAACAAGAGUCAAGGUCACACACUACAUACUAGACAUUUUGUAGGUGGCAGGUUGUUGGUGAAUGAAAAAUAGGAUUGGUUCUUAAGCACCUUUGGUGUUGGUACAUUGGGAAGAAAUCUAUGGAGAGCAUCCAAUAGAAUCCACAGAAGAAGCUGGAGACAUGUCUGAAGAUACUCAAAAGAUGGUUGUCCUAUUACAUGGGCUUUUUAUUUAUUUAUCGUGUCAGAAGCGAAUUGGAGACGCAGUUAGAAUGUAUGUAAAAGCACAAACAAAGUUGAAAACUUGGCCUUAUUCUAGAUUUCCUUUGACCAGAGACCACUUUGACCAGGGACCACUCUCCAGCAUUAGUACCAAAAGGGUUACAAAUCAAUUUUUGGUCAACUCUGGAUUUGGUUUGGUUAUCUGGGGUGCUGUAAAGGAGUUAAGAACUACUGAGGUUCUUUCAGGCAGGGGCAAUCUUUUUAUCCCACCGCUGUCUCCAAUUUGCGAAGAUGCAACCACCAAAGACUCAGAGAGGAGACCUUUUCCUUUUUUUUCCUUUUUCUUCUUCACUUUAGAUGGUAGCGUAACUUAGUUUAUAAUAUAUGCGACAGAGGCUUAGAUGUUGGAGAAACAAUAACAAGUUUAUUCAGGCAGAGAGCUUAGUGGUUACAAUAUUGUUCUCACUUAGAGGCACUUUCAUUAACAGUUACAAUAUUAGAAUAAGAUGAGUCAAACUCUCUAAAGUGUCACUUCUUUAACUUAAAGUAGUCAGAACUUCAUCCUCUGCCACUUUUAAACCAUAGUCACCCCUGUGAUAUACGUUCACAGAUUCUCUGUUCCUUACUAGGACACAGACUACUUAAAAUAAUUCACCAAACUUAUUUUAAACCGACUCAAAAUGAACAAUUGAGUCUCCCUUGAUCCCCUCAACCUAGGAUCAAUCUUCCCUGUGCCUCAUCAGAGCACAGACUGACCUCCUUUUUUUAAAACACUGCACUUCUUCAACAAAACGGCAGUUGGCUCUGCUUACUUCUCCAUGGCAACCAGCCUCUGAGUGCAGAGAAGCAAUAACUGCAAUACUCACCCAUUUAAAACACAAAUACACAAUUAAACAUAACAUCUGUAAACCAAAAAUUCAUACUUCAUUACAGGUGCUUAUUCAGAAAAUUGCAUUGGAUAGACCACAUCAGCUCUAGUUUCUGAAACAGAACAUAGGCCAUCAAGUAGUUGCCAUCUGCUUGCCCACAGAAAAUCAUAUUUAAUAAGCCUUGGCACUAUAAAACCAGUCGCUCUCGUUGCAAUGAUGUAGUAACAGUGAAGCUACGGACCAUAUUUUAGUUCUUAGGGACCACUGGUGGGCCAUGGACCACAGACUGGGAACCACUGUUUUAAGCAGAAGCCCAAUGGUCAGAAGGGCUUUCAUUUGGGCUUCCUGCAUGGUGGAGCAUUGGACUGGAUGGCCAACAUUUUUUUGAAUGGGAGUUUUUUUUGAUGAGCAUUUCUUUUGAGCAUCCUGAGACCACGCCUCUAGUUUCUUCUGCUUGUACUGCAUAGGAUCCCUGCACAACCCAACCGUUGACUUUGAAACCCACAGGUGAAAUUUGGACAACUGGAAGUUGGAGAAAGAAGUUUCUUCUAGAAACCCAUCAGGGCCCUCUCCUGGUUGAGAGUUCCUUGGAAAAGCUCAAAGGUUGAAUUCAAAAUUAUUAUUAUUAUUAUUGGAUACACAACAAGAUUAGUACUUAGUAAAUACGAUCACUAUGCUGGCUGUUGUAUUGGAUUACACAUCGGACACUUUCCAACAGUGGUUCCCAAACUUAUUUGACCUGCCGCCCCCUUUCCAGAAAAAAUAUGACUCAGCGCCCCCUGGGAAGGGGCGUGGCUUAGAGGGGUGGGUGUGUCUUUGGUUCAAGAGGGCGGGGCUGAGCCUCUCCCCUAGUCCAAGAUACAGGGCUGGGAGGGGGAGAGGGAGGGGGCAGGGCCACAAAUGGGCAGCCAGGACUGGGAUGGGCGGAGUUACGAGCUCUGAGGCAGGGAUGAGCAUCUAUCCCUGUCCUGUAGCGCCUGCCAGGACACGGGGCGGGGCUAGAGGAGUGGGCGGGGUCUCUUCCCGAGUGCCUGACGGGGCUGAACCUCUCUACCCCACCCGUGUGUUCCAACAAGUGCCUCAGGGGAGGUAUAGAGGCUCAGCCCUGUCUCGCCCUUAGUCCCGCCCUUAGUCCUAACAGGCCUCUCAGGAGAAAUAUAGAGGCUCAGCCCUGUCUCAGGCUCUUGGAAGGAGGCCCCGCCCCUAGCCCCACCCCAGCCCUGCCCUUUAGACCUAAAAGGCCUCUCAGGAGAAAUAUAGAGGCUCAGCCCUAUCUCAGGCUCUUGGAAGGAGGCCCCGCCCCCUUCCCUAGCUCCGCCCUCUGUGUCCCAACAAGCGCUUCAGGAGAGGUAUAGAUUCUCAGCCCUGUCUCGGGCUCUUGGGAAGAGGCCCCGCCCCUCCCCUGGCCCCGCCCCCGUGUCCUAAUAGGUGCCAUCACCGCCCCCCUGGAUUGCUCCAGGGCGGUAGCACCCACUUUGGGAAUCACUGGUCUAGAACUAUGUGAUGUAUCGCUGAAUAAUGUGUGCAGAUCCAAGUAGGGUGGCCUUUUGCAUCUGACAGAUAGUGAUUUUGUCAACGCCGGUGGUUUUCAAAUGCUGGCCAAGGUCUUUAGGCACUGUGCCCAGUGUGCCGAUCACCACUGGAGCCACCUUGACUUACUUGUUGUUGUUGUUAUUAUUAUUUUACCUUGACAGAAUGCCUUUGUAGGAAUCUCUAGACCAGGUAUGGGCCAACUUCAGCCCUCUAGGUAUUUUAGACGUCAACUCUAGUAGGAAUUGUGGGAGUUGUAGUCCAAAAAACCUGGAGGCCGAAGUUUGCCUGGUCUAUACUCUCCAGCACAAGCGCUGGACGCGAACUAUUGAAUCAUGCUGGAGAACCUAGAGAUUGCUAGGAGAACAUUUUAAUAAAAUGUACAUGCAAUUUUGCAAUUACAAACCUGCCAAUGUGUCAGGACAACAGUAUUAUUAUUAUUAUUAUUAUUAUUAUUAUUAUUAUUAUUGGUAUUAUUCUUUCCUAGUUCCAACGCAGAGUGGUCGGACAGUCUGUACUGGUCUGCAGACGUCCUCCUCUGAAACUGCCUUCCAUUGAGCAUGUUUAUAUCCUGGAAAAAAAAUGUAAUAUAUCUCCAAGGCAAACGAAAUGUAUUUUUAAAAGGGUUUCAAUAGGAGGGUGGAGAUGUAUGUGGGUGGAUGAUGGGAUGUUGGAGGAAAACAUGAUAAAUAAAGAUGGGAGUGAUGCCUUCUCAAUCCCA